Messenger RNA from Aspergillus heteromorphus CBS 117.55, 2050 nucleotides. RefSeq names its product PAF acetylhydrolase. The transcript has a single exon. The coding region runs from base 65 to 1594 and encodes 509 amino acids. NCBI's taxonomy places the organism in Eukaryota, Fungi, Ascomycota, Eurotiomycetes, Eurotiales, Aspergillaceae. Gene Ontology annotation, molecular function: 1-alkyl-2-acetylglycerophosphocholine esterase activity. The record is from RefSeq and is a predicted model, not a curated record.
CCAGUGUCAGCAUACAUAAAAGCACCGCAAUCCACAAACUUACGAGCACACUAGUAUCGCCAUCAUGAGCAGCAUCAGUAAACAGCCGCCUCUUGGCGAGGCCCUUGAGUUGGAGCUGCGCAUUAGCGAAGACUCGCCCAUCGAGCAGACACCGCAGCCCCGAUGGAUGCGUGACUCGCGCCAUCACCACCGACGGUUCACUUGGCGGUCCAUCCUCUUUGGCGCCUUCUGUCUUUACGCCCUCUACUGCUUCAUUCGGGGCUCACCGCUCUUUGCUUCUCCGCUGCCAUCCUAUACAGGCCCUUACGGGGUCGGCGCCGUCGAUCUAGAAGUACCUCUCAGCGGCGGGCCUGAACGUGUCGUCGACGCUGCCGUCAAGAGCACCGGACAGCCGGCCUUUGAAGUCGAGACACUCCUGGCCACUGUUUACUACCCGACCGACCGCCACUUCCGCUCCCGCAAGCCCCGGUACCCAUGGAUCCCACGCCCCAUCAGCCUCACGGCCCAGGGAUACGCCCGUGUCGCCGGUGUCGAGAAUUUCCUCACUCGGCCCAUCUUCACCUUUGGCCUGUGGGCUGUGGGGGGCGCCGUCAGUAUCCCCGCGGAGGUGGACGCUCCGCUCCUCAACGGCGAAAAAGGCCUCGAGGCUUUCCCGGUGACUGUCUUCUCACACGGCGAUGUCAGCUCGCGCACCGACUAUACCAACUUCCUGGGGGAACUCGCUAGCCGCGGACAUGUCGCCUUGGCCAUUGAACACCGCGACGGCAGCGGGCCCGGCUCCAUCGUCAAGACCUCCGCCGGCUCCCCGGGCCGCCAAGUCCUCCCUCUCCGCCCCUCCGAUAUAGACCUCGACCUGGACAGGGACGCCUUCAAACGCGCGCAGCUCGCUUUCCGCGACGUCGAGUUCCACGCCGCCGUCGACCUGCUCCACGCCAUCACCAACGGCACCCCGAUCCCCAACACCCGCGACCCCAUCACCACCCUCCCCUCCUGGGCCGGCCGUCUCAAUACCACCCUCCUCACCCUAGCCGGCCACUCCUUCGGCGCCACGGGCGCCCUCCAAGCCCUCACCACUCUCUCCUCCUCCCCAGCCGCCGGGCUGAUCCUCGACCCCGGUAAAUCCAGCGGCCCGCUCAACCCCAACGCGACCGUCCCCAUCCUAGUCGUGCACUCCAACUCCUGGUCCCGCACCGUCAGCCCCUUCUACAACCGGCCGCACUUCGACACGGUCCGCGACCUCGUCCGCGCCAUCCCCGCCCCGUCCUGGUUCCUGACCAGCAUCGGCACGGCACACCCCAGCGUCACCGACGCGCCGCUCCUCGAACCAUUGCUGCUCAGCUGGACGACCGGCGCGAAUCUCGACACCAAGGAGGCCCUGCGCGAAUAUGUCCGAGUUGCCGACGACUUCUCGCUUUUUGUAAGAGGCGGCGACGAACGUGGCAUUCUGGUCCAGAAAACUACCCAUCAGCUGUAUGGUGAGUGGGUGAGUGAGGAGCGAGAAGAAGAAUUCCCGCGUGACUUGGCGAGACUCUGGGAGGUGCAUGUUACUCCUGAGGAUCAGACGAGGCCGAUGGGUCGUCCUGUAGAGUUGUAGUUGGUCCUGUAGAGCAUAUAUAUAUUCAUAAAUCGAUAUAUAUAUCACCUGUUUUCAGCAAUGCGGAAAAGAGCAUAGAGACUGGCAUUCAGCAUUUCGAACAGCACCUUUAGGUCAUCCAGCAAGUAUCAGAGAGGGUUCUUGUCGGCGGGUUGGUGCCUGAGCUUCACGCCUGCCCGUGACUUCCUCCGCGCGUCUCGCAACCACUUCUUUCUUUCGCUCUCUUCCUUUCUUCCUCUCUUUCUCUCCUCCUGUCUUCAGACUAGCUAGCCACCAAUGGUACUGGAUUCGUUCUCUCUGGGUUCGAUCCUCCACUUUGGUUAGUGCCAUUGUAUUGGUUGGAACUUAAGGAGGGCUUGGCCCGGCGGUGGCCUAGGACUCAGCCGUUUCUGUUAGGGGACCGACUCGAGCUGAGCUUGUAGUGUCGUAGAGCAACUAUGAGAUUAUUGGGGUUCU